Molecule: messenger RNA, 2952 nt
Organism: Nerophis ophidion (straightnose pipefish)
Lineage: Eukaryota; Metazoa; Chordata; Actinopteri; Syngnathiformes; Syngnathidae
Gene: kcnd1
Product: potassium voltage-gated channel, Shal-related subfamily, member 1
Exons: 9
Coding region: 624-2534 (636 amino acids)
Biological process (GO): protein homooligomerization; potassium ion transmembrane transport
Cellular component (GO): membrane; voltage-gated potassium channel complex
Molecular function (GO): protein binding; A-type (transient outward) potassium channel activity
Source: RefSeq, a predicted model, not a curated record
AGAGCCACAAGCACACCGAGAACGUAAAUGAAGAUCGCUCCAUCUUCAUUUGUUCCUCGACACUCAUUCUGGAAACUUUUUUUCUUCUUCCUCCUCUUUUUCUUCUUCAUCAUCAUCGUCGUCGUCAUCGUCCUCCUCCAUCAUCAUCAUCAUCAUCAUCAUCAUCAGCAGCAGCUUCUUCCUGGUGGAGCGCAGCAGCAGUGGACGACCAAACAUGGACGCCAAGUGGCCGCCGCUGGUCCGGUGAGAGCGAGGAGAAGCGGCAGCAGGAAGUGAGGAAGAGGGCGGCGGCGGCGGCGGCGGCGGUGGCGGCAGAGGAGAAUCACUUAGAGAAGAAGAUUGUGUCGAGCUUGCAACUUGGCCAGCAUCAUCACACUUUAAUAAGACUGCGGCGCUGACACACACACACACACACACACACACACACACACACUUCGGCACGUGUGUCAUCUUGCAGGUCAUCUUCACUUCCUGACAGCCAUUUUUUUUGUCCAUGGCGUGACGCCUCGCAAAACUAUCCCCUCCCUUUGCCCCUCCCCGCCCCUCAUCAAUAUGACAAGCCCCGCCCACAUUAGGAAAUAAGGGUCACCCAAAUCUGUGCGGGUUCGAGCUGCCGAUGCAAGAUGGCGGCCGGAGUGGCGACAUGGCUGCCGUUUGCGCGGGCGGCGGCGGUGGGCUGGCUCCCGCUGGCCAAGAAGACCAUGCCCAAGCCCCCCGUGGACAACUCGUCCAAGUCUGACGAGAUCCUCUACGUCAACGUCAGCGGGGUCAGGUUCCAGACGUGGAAGAACACGCUGGACCGCUACCCCGACACGCUGCUGGGCUCCUCGGAGAAGGAGUUCUUCUACAACGACGACACCCAGGAGUACUUCUUCGACCGGGACCCCGAGAUGUUCCGGCACAUUCUCAACUUCUACCGCACGGGCAAGCUGCACUACCCGCGCCACGAGUGCAUCCAGGCCUUCGACGAGGAGCUGGCCUUCUACGGCAUCGUGCCCGAGAUCAUCGGCGACUGCUGCAUGGAGGAGUACCGAGACCGGAAGAAGGAGAACCAGGAGCGCCUGGCCGAGGACACGGAAGCCAACGAGGACGCGCCGCUGCCCCCCCACAGCACGUCCAGGGAGCGCUUGUGGCGAGCCUUCGAGAACCCGCACACGUCCACCAUGGCGCUGGUCUUCUACUACGUGACGGGCUUCUUCAUCGCCGUGUCGGUCAUCGCCAACGUGGUGGAGACGGUGCCGUGCAGCGCCGUCAAGGAGGGCGGGAAGCACCUGCCCUGCGGCGAGAAGUUCAAGCUGGCCUUCUUCUGCAUGGACACGGCGUGCGUGCUCAUCUUCACCUUCGAGUACCUGAUGCGUCUGUUCGCCGCGCCCGGCCGCUGCAAGUUCAUGCGCUCCGUCAUGUCGGUCAUCGACGUGGUGGCCAUCAUGCCCUACUACAUCGGCCUGGUCAUGCCGGAGAACGAGGACGUGAGCGGCGCCUUCGUCACGCUGCGGGUCUUCCGCGUCUUCCGCAUCUUCAAGUUCUCGCGCCACUCGCAGGGCUUGAGGAUUCUGGGCUACACGCUGAAGAGCUGCGCCUCGGAGCUGGGCUUCCUGCUCUUCUCGCUCACCAUGGCCAUCAUCAUCUUCGCCACAGUCAUGUUCUACGCCGAGAAGGGAACCAAGGGCUCCACCUUUACCUCCAUCCCGGCCUCCUUCUGGUACACCAUCGUCACCAUGACCACGCUGGGGUACGGCGACAUGGUCCCCAACACCAUCGCUGGGAAGAUUUUCGGCUCCAUCUGCUCGCUGAGCGGCGUGCUGGUCAUCGCCCUCCCUGUGCCCGUCAUCGUGUCCAACUUCAGUCGCAUCUAUCACCAGAACCAGCGAGCCGACAAGAUGCGAGCGCAGCAGAAAGUUCGUAUGGCUCGGAUCCGCAUGGCAAAGAAAGGAACAACAAACGCUUUCCUGCAGUACAAAGAAGACCGAGCCCUGGGGGACCGUGACAGUGACAGUGGCGCUUUGUGCGUGAAGAACAAGUCGGCGUUUGAGCAUCAGCAUCAUCAUCUGCUUCACUGUUUGGAGAAGACCACGAACCACGAGUUCACGGACGAGUUGAACUACAGCGAGCUCUGCAUCACCACCGAGUCGGUCGGCUUCCGGACCAGCCGCAGCACCUCCAUGUCCAGCCAGCAGGGGGCGCCGAACCACUCCACCGGCUGCUGCCCCCGCCGCGUGCGGAGGCGGGCGGCCAUGCGCCUGGCCAACUCCACCGUGUCCGUGAGCCGCGGCAGCGUGCAGGAGCUGGACACGCUGCACGCCAAGAGCGCCCACUUCCCGCCGCAGACGCGUUCCAGUCUCAACGCACAGGUGGACCUCAAGCUGAACUGCAGCGAGCAGGACUUCAGCGCCGCCAUCAUCGGCAUCCCCACGCCGCCCGCCAACAGUCCCGACGACAGCCUGCCGCCUUCCCCUGCCACUCACCCGGCCGGCAUGCGCAUGACGCGCGCCACCGCCUACACCUCCGACGCCAUCAAGAUCUCCUAUUUGUAACCUCCGCCGGGGCCUGAACCGUCCCAGCCCCAGCCCCCGCCCCGACCUGUCUUGAAGGCGGAGAAGGUCGAGGAUCGCGGCUUGAAGACCGGUGACAAAAACUGAUGCACAAAAACACCGCUCUCUGAACCUCACCGCCACUGGGUUCUUUAUUGCAUUUACUUCCGGCAGGUAUUCAAGACGGCCCGGCGGGGGAAGAUGUCUACGUUUGGACAGGCGUGGACAUCCAAAUAUGCAAAGCAGGAAGUAGUCAUUAAUAAUCGCUAAUAAGAUGAAUUAAUUGUGUUGUGUGUAUGAAACAAUAGUCAACAAACGCAUAAAAAACAUAGCAAAAAGUGCAAAGGUCAGCUUUCUUCCGACACAUUAGCUGUCACCAUACUUGCCAACCUUGAGACCUCCGAUUUCGGGAAGUGGAGGG